AUGGUAACAAAGACUGCCCCGGUCGACGGGACAGCCACUUCUAUUUUCACCAUUUUUCCAACGGGUACCAGUCCGCCAACAGUGGUCAUUGGGACACCAUCACUCAACCAGCUGGGCCAGCUCUCGCCUCCCUUAAACUCAAAUACCCCUACUGGCACUCCGGUCAUCCUGGGCGGCGCAUCUUCAUCGUCCGAGAUUGAUCCCCUCGUGACAUCGUCUCCUGAAGGUGACAUUUCCGCCUUCACUGUCUGCGCCAACACUAUCUCUUCCUUCCCUAUCCAUCCAAACGCCUCGAGUCCCCACCUUAACUGUGUCUUCACCUACACUUCCGACUAUUUCAGCUUUGUCUGCACCAAGCCUAUCUAUCCCCACCAUUUCAGCACCAAAUUUGUCAGCACCAACUCUAUCACCACCAACUCUAUCACCACCAACGCUCUCAGCACCAAGUCUCUCAGCACCAGGUCUGUCAGCACCAAGUCUCUCAGUGCCGAGCCUGUCAGCGCCGAGUCUCUCAGUGCCGACACUCUCACUAUCAACACUUUCAGCACCAACAUUGUCAGCUCCUAG
Lasiodiplodia theobromae is the source of this 567-nucleotide messenger RNA. RefSeq names its product Mitochondrion protein. Bases 1 to 567 code for a protein of 188 amino acids. The transcript is spliced from 2 exons. Lineage: Eukaryota; Fungi; Ascomycota; Dothideomycetes; Botryosphaeriales; Botryosphaeriaceae. The record is from RefSeq and is a predicted model, not a curated record.